AUGAGCUCCGUCAAGCCCUUCGAGGCCACCGAUUUGUUCAAGCUCAACGUAAUUAACCUCGACCCGUUCACCGAGAACUUCCCCAUCGAGUUCUACCUCGAGUACCUGAUACUGUGGCCCUCGCUGUUCUUCAAGAGCGUCGAGACCACCAGCCACACCGCCCGCGACGCUGUCAGCGGCUACAUGAUGGCCAAGACCGAGGGCAAGGCCGCGGAGUGGCACGCGCACAUCACGGCGGUCACCGUCUCGCCCAGCUUCCGCCGCAUCGCGCUCGCCUCCAUGCUCUGCAACGUGCUCGAGACGACCACGGACUUCAAGCCGCACGAGGUCAACUUCAUCGACCUGUUCGUCAAGUGCAACAACGCGCUGGCCAUCAGGCUGUAUGAAAAGCUCGGCUAUAGCGUCUACCGACGUGUCGUGGGAUACUACAACACCGCGGAAGAGUACCGCCUCCACUCGCUAAAAGUCCUACGGGAAGACAAGGACGCCUUCGACAUGCGCAAGGCCAUGCCGCGCGACUGCGGACGCAGCAUCCGGCCCAACGGCCGCAAGCACCUCUGCCACCCGCACGAAGUGCGCUUCUAG
Messenger RNA from Eremothecium gossypii ATCC 10895, 585 nucleotides. It is a transcript of the gene NAT3, whose product is annotated as peptide alpha-N-acetyltransferase complex B subunit NAT3. Gene Ontology annotation, biological process: N-terminal peptidyl-methionine acetylation. Bases 1 to 585 code for a protein of 194 amino acids. Lineage: Eukaryota; Fungi; Ascomycota; Saccharomycetes; Saccharomycetales; Saccharomycetaceae. Gene Ontology annotation, molecular function: protein-N-terminal amino-acid acetyltransferase activity. The transcript has a single exon. Gene Ontology annotation, cellular component: NatB complex. The record is from RefSeq and is marked provisional.